ACAAGGUCAGGUCUGCUGACCCCAGUAAUCAGCUUGAGCCUCCUAAUCCACCACAGCAGGAGCGUAGGACGCACAGCAGUGACCUGGGAGCCGGCAGGGGCCAUCUUGGCCUCCUUGGCAGACGCCGCCUGGGCGGGGAUGGGGCAGCCGAGCCAUGUGCACCACCCUCCUCCUGCUCAGCACCGUGGCUAUGCUCUGGCGCCGACGAUUUGCCAACCGGGUCCAACCAGAGCCCAGCGAAGUAGAAGGGGCCGUCCUGGGCGGCAGCCUGCAGACAGACACCCAGUCCCCUGGCAGGGAGAAGCCUGUGGAGUAAGCCCUCACCUGGGCAGGGGCAGCUCAGCCCCAGGAGUGGGAUCACCUGGCCCAGCAGUCCUUGCAAGAACCCAGAGACUGGCCCUGUAUCACCCACAUCUUAGGAAUGAGAACACAGAGAGGCUCACGGACUUGCCCAGCACCACCCAGCUGAGACACCGUGGGCCGCCCCGGGAGGCGCUGACAGACUCGCCUACUCGACGCGCGUUCCGGAGUGCCCGUGUGCCAGCUCCUGUGGG
Myotis daubentonii (Daubenton's bat) is the source of this 554-nucleotide messenger RNA. It is a transcript of the gene PRCD, whose product is annotated as photoreceptor disc component. The record is from RefSeq and is a predicted model, not a curated record. Bases 155 to 316 code for a protein of 53 amino acids. The transcript has 5 exons. NCBI's taxonomy places the organism in Eukaryota, Metazoa, Chordata, Mammalia, Chiroptera, Vespertilionidae.